Messenger RNA from Xenia sp. Carnegie-2017, 1825 nucleotides. Its product is annotated as serine/threonine-protein kinase PINK1, mitochondrial-like. The transcript has 12 exons. Bases 94 to 1515 code for a protein of 473 amino acids. The record is from RefSeq and is a predicted model, not a curated record. Gene Ontology annotation, molecular function: ATP binding; protein serine/threonine kinase activity. Gene Ontology annotation, biological process: regulation of apoptotic process; autophagy of mitochondrion; protein phosphorylation. NCBI's taxonomy places the organism in Eukaryota, Metazoa, Cnidaria, Anthozoa, Malacalcyonacea, Xeniidae. Gene Ontology annotation, cellular component: mitochondrion.
AUCAAAUCGAUAAAAUUAUUGAAAUAUGAAAGUUUCAACCAGAAAUUCAUUUAUUUUGCAAGAUAUCUAGAAAUGUAAUCUGUUUCAAAAGCCAUGUUCAGCCGCUUGUUGCGUUUUAUAGGACGCGCUUUAGCACAAGCUGUUUCCUCGUCUCCUUCCCGAUUGCCUUCAAUUGCCGUUGUUCCUCGUGUAAUUCAUUGCGAAAGACAUUCUCAAAAUGUUAGAAAUUUCUUAUUUGCGCAAUGGAUUGACAGAACUGUAAAACUGCUCGUUUUCGAUAUGAGUAUUCCUGAAGAAUCAUCCAUUCACAGUGAAAAGAGCUUUAGUGAUUAUGUGAUCAAUUGUGAUAGACGUCUUGGAAAGCCAUCUAGCCAGUCUGCAGUUUAUGAAGCUAAAAUUGACAACAACAAGUGUGCCAUCAAAAUGUUGUUCAAUUAUCAUGCCAAUUCCAAUAGUAUAUCAUUGUUGAAAGCCUUUUCUAAAGAGCUUGCUGUCAUAUCUGACAUUGAUGUUGAGAAUGUUGAAGGCAUGUCAAAAUAUACUCGGCUACCACCUCAUUUCAAUGUGAUGAGAAUUUUGAAUUAUUUUAAUGACAAUAUGCUAGUAUGUCCAGACUCAGUAAAAGACUAUCCUGCAGCUCUUCCUCCUAGUCGUCAUAAAUAUGGAUGUGGACAUAACAGAACAAUGUAUUAUGUUAUGCCAAGGUUUUCAGGAACUCUUGAAGAUUUCAUCAAGAAACAUGACAAUAAUCUUUCAUUAAAAUCACGCUUGGCGUUAUUUGCUCAACUAGUCGAAGGAAUUCGUCAUUUGAACGAACAUAAAGUCGCUCAUCGUGACUUGAAAAUUGAUAACAUUCUUGUGAAUGAAGGUGAAGGGGAUUUUCAUCAUCUUGUCAUCACAGACUUUGAUUGUUGUUUUGCUGAGAAAGAUCACGGUUUAAUAAUGCCUUACGUUACGGAUGAAACCUGUAAAGGUGGGAAUUCCAUGUUGAUGGCUCCCGAGGUUGAAUCUGCCGAGGCUGGGCCUGAUAGCAAAAUUGAUUACAGUAAAGCAGAUGAAUGGGCUGCAGCAACUUUGGCAUACGAUAUAUUCGGAGAAAGUAACCCGUUUGCAAAUAAGGUGGCGAAUAAAUAUGACAUCAAGGAUUUGCCCUUGUUGAAAAAUGCUCCGAAAUCUGUUCAAAUUCUUGUAAAAAAUCUUUUGCAACGACAUCCGAAUGAUAGACCUUCUCCCUCAGUAGCAGCUACGGUUAUUCAAAUACAACUGUGGGCACCUAACUUGUUUCGUUGUGCAUACAACAAAGCCAGUGUAUUGCGUGUUUUUGUGAAAGAUUGGUUUGAAAAGGAGAUUUGUUCACUGUUUUUUGAAUUUAAUAAUCAACAAUAUAGUGGAUUUCUAAAUCAAGAAAAUAUUCCUGUUGACAAACAAAUUUUAUGCAAUUUUUUGAGUCGUGUUUCGAUUGACGAGAUCAUUGAGGCUAUUGAGUGGUUAAAAAGACAUGUAGACGACAUAUGAGUGUGGUAGCAGAAAGUGAUUUAUCUUUCAUGGUCACUGGUCAUUCUCUUCUGAAUAAUUUCCACAAAGAUAACAUUAAAUAAGCCAAGCAAUUUUUAUCGUCUAAAGUGAACCUCGCUUUCAACCAUUAUUUUGAUUCAUUUUGGAUAAUGUAAUUAAAUAAUUUAGUAAUUUUGCGAUUAAGCAGCACACUUUUAAGAUUCAAAGGAAUUCUUUUAAUCGCAUAAAGACAGCCGUAUAAUUUAGUACGUACCUAAGCAUAUAUAAAGCAUUUCCAAAUCAAGUAUAAAAUUUCCUUCACAUGACCAAA